AUGAAUACGGCGCACGUCACUGAGAGUCAAAAUGAGCUGGGAGCAUUUAUCUACUACAUCUGGAGUCUCUUCAUCUCUCUGUCUUGGAUAUGUGUACUCUUAAACGCAUGCCAGUCCCAAGAGGAGCAUGAUGAUAAGCCUAAUAUAGUCCUGUUGAUGGUCGAUGACCUUGGGAUUGGGGACCUGGGCUGCUAUGGCAAUGACACAAUGAGGACGCCUAACAUCGACCGCCUAGCCAGGGAAGGAGUGCAGCUGAAUCACAACAUCGCUGCAGCCUCCAUGUGCACCCCAAGCCGGGCUGCCUUCCUCACGGGAAGAUACCCCAUCCGAUCAGGAAUGGUUUCUAGUAUAGUGGACCGUGUCAUCAUCACACUUGGAGCCCCGGCUGGACUCCCUCAUAACGAGACGACGUUUGCAGCCUUACUGAAAAAGCAAGGAUACAGCACGGCGGUCAUAGGCAAAUGGCAUGAAGGCUUAAACUGCCAGUCCCGACAUGACCAGUGCCAUCAUCCAUAUCAUUAUGGGUUUGAUUACUUCUAUGGCAUGCCAUUCACUCUGAUCGACCCCUGCUGGCAAGAUCCCUCUCGUGACACAGAAUUAGCCAUCGAGAACAAAAUCUGGUUUUGCGUGCAGCUGGUUGCCAUUGCUGCACUCACUCUCACCUUGGCGAAACUGAGCGGUUUGAUCUCUCUUCCCUGGUCCCUCAUCCUCUCUAUGAUUCUUUUUAUUUUUCUGCUGGGCUACUUUUGGUUCUCCAGUUACACAUCUCCUCUGUACUGGGAUUGCCUCCUAAUGAGAGAGCACGACAUCACCGAACAGCCCAUGAAGGCAGAGCGAGCUGGCUCCAUCAUGGUGAAGGAGGCGAUUUCAUUUAUGGAAAGGCACCGCGAAGGACCUUUCCUCCUUGUGUUCUCCUUUCUGCAUGUACAUGUGCCGCUCCCCACGACAACUGAGUUCAUCGGGACCAGCAAGUAUGGUUUAUAUGGGGACAACGUGCAGGAGAUGGACUCCAUGGUUGGCAAGAUUCUCAGUGCCAUCGAUGAUUUUGGUCUGAGGAACCACACGCUUGUCUACUUUACAUCAGACCACGGGGGGCAUUUGGAGGCACGGGUGGGCCAUUCCCAGCGUGGCGGGUGGAACGGAAUAUACAAAGGUGGGAAAGGCAUGGCCGGCUGGGAAGGUGGAAUCCGUGUCCCAGGACUUAUCCGCUGGCCGGGAAGAUUGCCAGCUGGGAAAAUGAUUGAGGAACCUACAAGUUUAAUGGACGUGUUCCCCACGCUAGCGGCUAUGUCGGGAGGCAUGGUCCCUCAGGACAGGGUGAUUGAUGGCCGGAACCUCAUGCCCUUGCUUCAGGGUGAAGUGCAGCGCUCGGAGCAUGAGUUCCUGUUCCAUUACUGUGGCGCGUUUCUCCACGCUGUGCGCUGGCACCCCAAGGACAGUGAGGCAGUGUGGAAGGUUCAUUACGUGACACCCGUAUUCCAGCCACUGGGAGCUGGAGCCUGCUAUGAGACUAUCUAUUGCCGAUGUUCGGGCAACCUGGUCACCUACCAUGACCCUCCUUUGCUCUUCGACAUCACCAGGGACCCCUCUGAGUCCACACCUCUGACGCAGGACACGGAGCCCUUGUUUGAUGUAGUGAUCCAAACGGUGGCCAACGCCGUGAAGGAACACAAGAAAAGCAUCCUUCCUGUCCAGCAACAGUUGACGGAAUUGAACUACGACAACCCGUGGCUGAAGCCUUGCUGUGGUGUGUUCCCGUUCUGUCUGUGCGACACGGAGCGGAGCACCUCAGCUGUGGAGGCGUAA
This is a messenger RNA of Odobenus rosmarus divergens (Pacific walrus), 1806 nucleotides long. It is a transcript of the gene ARSF, whose product is annotated as arylsulfatase F. NCBI's taxonomy places the organism in Eukaryota, Metazoa, Chordata, Mammalia, Carnivora, Odobenidae. The record is from RefSeq and is a predicted model, not a curated record. Bases 1 to 1806 code for a protein of 601 amino acids. Gene Ontology annotation, molecular function: arylsulfatase activity. The transcript is spliced from 10 exons.